CUUCCGCCGCCAUUUUAGAGGCGCAGCCGCCUUUCCAAGAUGGCGCUGGCCAGCGUCCUCCGCUCCUCCGAGCUCCCGGCCCUUCCUUCCCCUUUCCCUCCGCUCGCCGCUCCCCGCGAUGGCUCCGGCUUCCCGCAGGGUUUCGCUACCCCUGCCUGGGGCGUCCAGAGCUCCCUCCCCGGGCCUGGUUUGCAUCUGCUGCACGGUACCACCACGCUGGCCUUUAAGUUCGACCACGGCGUGAUCGUGGCGGUGGAUUCGCGAGCCACGGCGGGUUCCUACAUCAGUUCGCAGACGGUGCGUAAAGUCAUCGAGAUCAACCCUUACCUUUUGGGCACCAUGGCGGGGGGAGCGGCCGACUGCAGCUUCUGGGAGCGGCUCCUGGCCCGGCAGUGUCGCGUCUACGAGCUGAGGAACAAAGAACCCAUUUCGGUAGCCGCCGCUUCCAAAUUGCUAGCCAACAUGGUCUACCAGUACAAAGGCAUGGGGCUCAGCAUGGGCACCAUGAUCUGCGGAUGGGACAAGAGGGGGCCAGGUCUGUACUACGUGGACAACGAGGGGACGCGCGUGCCGGGCCGCGCCUUCGCGGUAGGGUCGGGUUCGACGUACGCUUACGGGGUGUUAGAUCGCGGUUACCAGGCGGGGCUGGAGGUGGAAGCCGCCUGCGACUUGGCGCGACGCGCCAUCUACCAAGCGGCCCGUCGCGACGCUUAUUCGGGGGGUCGGGUCACCGUUUAUCACAUCGGGGAGAACGGUUGGCGACGCAUUUCCACCGAUAACAUGGCCGAACUUCAGGAACGAUACGCCGGAGAGGAGGGGAACGCCUGAGCGGGGGGGGUGUGUGUGUGUGUGUGUGUGUGGGGGAAUACAACGCAAAAAAUCGUGGUUUUGGUGAAAA
Messenger RNA from Grus americana (Whooping crane), 898 nucleotides. RefSeq names its product proteasome 20S subunit beta 5 (gene PSMB5). The coding region runs from base 40 to 828 and encodes 262 amino acids. The transcript is spliced from 3 exons. Gene Ontology annotation, cellular component: proteasome core complex. Gene Ontology annotation, molecular function: threonine-type endopeptidase activity. NCBI's taxonomy places the organism in Eukaryota, Metazoa, Chordata, Aves, Gruiformes, Gruidae. The record is from RefSeq and is a predicted model, not a curated record.